GUCCAAACGACCCGAACCAAAAUCGAUUUGGUCGGUCUGAGUUUACUCGUGAUCCAAUCAUUUGGCCGGGUCAUUUUUUGGUUCGAUUUUUAUGAUAUACUCCCUCCGUUUCUUUAUAAUUGUUCCAUUUUUUCGUUUUUUGGUGUCCCCUAUUAUUGUUUCACUCCCUCCGUCCAUAAAUAAACUUCCAACUUUCAUUUUUCGUCCGUCCCAAUUAAAACUUUCACUUUCCUUUUUUGGCCAGAAUUUGUGGUUCACAACAAUUCUUACACAUUUCUCUCUCCUCUGCACAACUCUCCACCACACAAUACACACUAUGUUAAACUCCGUGCCAAACCUAUUUGGAAGAUAUAAUAGGGACGGAGGGAGUACCAUUUUUAGUUACAUUUGUGUGGCUCUAAUUCGUUUUUUAUGUAUUUCCGCUUUAUCAACUCAUUAUCAAUCACAUAAUUCUACUUUUCUUAAAAAUCACACCACUAUCUUCCGUCCCAAUAUUAGGGGGGCAUAAGUAGUAGUGUAGUACUAUAUUUUUAUUUUUAAAUCUCUAAGAGUAUAAGACCAUUUAUUGUUAUUAAAGCAAAUGUGGUAGUGUGAUACUGGUCAUUGACGGGGUGUUUGGAACUGAUUCUGAUUCUGCUUCUUUUUUAAAGAAGAAUCAGAAUCAGUUUUCAGAAGCUGGUCUACCUCAGCUUUUAAAAAAACUGAUUCUAGGAAUAAAUUAGAACACCAGAAGUGCUUCUGCGUUUUCAUCCAAACACUCCAACUUCUGCUCCCUCAAAGAAUAGAAUCAGUUUUAAGAAUCAAAUACAAAAGACCCCAAAUUCGAUUCCAAGUUGCCAACCUUCUCUAAAUAAAUCUUGAAAGUUUGAAAUUGGAAAGACGGAAACACCCUCAAUAGACCAGCUUCAGCUUCAAUCAAUUCCUUAACCUGUACACCGGGUGAGGUAAUUGAGUCUUUUCGUUUUGUUUUUCCAGGAGAUGGUUUUUACUUUUUACCGUUUGACUAAAUGUCAAAUGGCUUGAACACGAAAUUCAUUAAUCAGCGUUAGAAUCUCAGGCCGUGAAAGCUGAAAAUAUGGGUUCCAUCGGAAAGCAGGAUAGCAGGGAAGAAGUUAUGCAGGCAUGGUAUAUGGAUGAUAGCAAUGAAGACCAGAGACUUCCCCAUCACCGUGAGCCAAAUCAGUUUGUCUCCUUUUACAAACUUGAUGAGCUUGGAGUGCUCAGCUGGAGGUUAGAUGCUGACAAUUAUGAAAAGGAUGAGGUUUUGAAGCAACUCCGUGAGUCCCGAGGAUAUUCCUACAUGGACUUUUGUGAGGUGUGCCCUGAAAAGUUGCCCAAUUAUGAAGAGAAGAUCAAAAAUUUCUUUGAAGAGCAUCUUCACAAAUCACCCUGAUGAAGAAAUCCGCUAUUGUGUUGCCGGGAGUGGUUAUUUUGAUGUACGCGAUAAGAAUGAUGAAUGGAUCCGGAUCUGGGUGAAGAAAGGAGCAAUGAUAAUACUACCUGCUGGAAUUUAUCACCGUUUUACCCUUGAUUCUAAUAAUUACAUUAAGGCGAUGCGACUCUUUGUUGGUGACCCAGUUUGGACUCCGUUCAACCGCCCACAUGACCAUCUCGACGCAAGGAAAAAGUACAUUGAAACAUUUGGGACGGAUGAUGCUACUACAAGUCUUGCUGUUGAUGUUGCUGCCUAAGUAUGCUAUUGUACUACCAACUACACUACAGACUAUUAUAUAGAACCGAGAAACUUUAACAUCAUGGCCCCUGUAUUCUAUUUGAUGGCCAUCGAUUCAGUUUGAUUAUAUGUAUAAAUAUGUGAGAUUGUGAUGACAAUUCUUGCCAGAGUGUUGAACUGCUGACAUGAAUUGGCCCAAUUAGACCUAGAUCAUGGAUGUGGGUUUGAUGAAAUCUUUAGACCUAAUCUGGACAAUGUCGAGAUUAGAUAUAAAUUGAAUUCCAGGUAUGAGCCAAGGAGAAUGUUUCAGAUUUCCUCCACCUGACCUCCAACUUAUGAUUACAUGUUUCAAAA
Messenger RNA from Cuscuta epithymum, 2026 nucleotides. The record is from the annotation of a GenBank genome assembly. Lineage: Eukaryota; Viridiplantae; Streptophyta; Magnoliopsida; Solanales; Convolvulaceae.